CGUUCGACGUGUGCAGAUCAGAGCAAAGUUCAAAUCGCAGGCGAACUCACAAUUUUUGUAUUGUUUUAAUAACUUGUGAAGUUUUUGGCUGUAUUGUAGUUUGAUUAACGCCAAAAUUAAAAUAAAACAAAAAAGAAAAAUAGAGACAAUCUUUUUGCCCGGUUUAAUAAGCAAAGGCAAACAAAAUAAGAACAAUAAGCUAGGCUAGUCAGCCGCUUAAAUUAUAUAAACAAUAAAAGAGCGUACAACAAAAGUAUUUAAUGGAUUUUAAGUGUCAGUGACUCGAUUAUAACCACAAGAAAAUAUAGACAAAAUUAAGAAAAAAGAGCAACAAAAAGCUAAAUAUAAACAUAUACACACACGCGCGCUGCUGUAUAAUCAGUCAAUAACAACUGGUGAUAAUAAAAGAACUUACAACAACAACAACAGCAACAACAACAUCAUCUGAGCAGAGAACCAGAAUUUAAAUUAAACAAAGGAGCAGCAGGGCCAAAAAAACAAAAAAAAAACAAAUAUUCGUGUUGAUAUCAUUCGAGUAUUUUUGUUUAAUUACACGGCAUACAAAUGGCAGCCUACCUGGAUCCCACCGGCCAAUAUUAAUAUCAAUAAUUAGCAACAAUUUCUCAGCUGCUUAAAGAGUUACACUAAAUAGCCGAACCAUGGCCGCCUACCUGGAUCCCACUGGCCAAUACUGAGCUCCAGCUAAAGAUUAAACGUUUCCAAAAGAAUUUAAGUACCACAAACAAAAAAAAGCAUAAAAAAUGUCGCUGGCUUUGGAUCCCACUGGCACCUACUAGCAUUGCAAGCUUUGGUCACACUUUUCACCAACAGCAGCAGCAACAGCAAAGACAACAACAGCAGCAGCAACAUGCUCGAUCUGGAUCCAACGGGCACCUAUCGGCGGCCGCGUGAGUCGCGUGACACGCGCCACAAGCAGCGGCAGCUGGCGCUGGAUCCCACCGGGCAGUACUAGGCGCCGCCACGCCCACACAUCCAUACACCGCCUUUGCCUUAUCCAAAAAAAAAACAAAAAAAAAACAAACAACUACAAAAAACUAUCCAAAAUUCU
Drosophila montana is the source of this 1069-nucleotide messenger RNA. RefSeq names its product tarsal-less AA (gene tal-AA). Lineage: Eukaryota; Metazoa; Arthropoda; Insecta; Diptera; Drosophilidae. The transcript has a single exon. The record is from RefSeq and is a predicted model, not a curated record. The coding region runs from base 869 to 973 and encodes 34 amino acids.